CCGAGUUCUACUAGAGACAGUAGACAGCUAGCUAUGUAGGUAUAUGGGUACGGAUGCAACCUAGCUUUAUACGCGACGCUGCCGUAGAACGAUAUCGACGACGAGUAUGAGCUAAUGUGUACACUAUAAGCAUAGAGGUAAGAAUGGAACGAACAUCGGCAGCAGACGAAAAAAAAACUGUUCAAAGUGGCCACUCAAAUUAGUCGCUAAACGUUGCUCGUCGCGAACAGUACUCCACCGAAGCAGAGUGUCAUCAGCAGCGGGUGUCUACGACCGCCAAUCGAACGCAACGGUGAUCUUCGGUGUCGUGGUGAUAAAUAGUUUCUGUGGAAUCUUUCGAAUCAACCAAACCGGCGUCGGUCUAUAGUAGUCAGUGUCGGGCUGGUGUAUCGAAUGUAAAGAUUGAAGAGCGUGCAGAGUAAAUUGAUUCCACAAUUUUGGAGCACUCUCGGUACAGUGUCAGUGGUGCAAGAAUUGGCGUGGAUAGCUGAAUCGUUCAAAGGCGCUUAUCAGAAAUCGUGAUAACGUUCUGUGACAAUUGAUAAAGAGAUUAUUUGUGUUACUUCGAAAGCGGGGCAUAUCGUAGUAAAGGCGCGAUGGAUCCCAGUAUUCUAGCAACCAUGGACCGUGACGCACUGAAGAAGCAGAUCGAGAACAUGAAGUACCAGGCUUCGAUGGAGCGGUGGCCAUUGUCAAAGAGCAUCGCAGCGAUGCGAGAAUACGUGGAGGAAAACGAGAAGAAUGACCCACUGAUCCACGCACCCGACAAGAAGAACAACCCGUGGGCGGAAAAGGGCAAAUGUGUCAUCAUGUAAAUACCAUCCAAACAGCGUCAGCUACUACUUCUACUACCACUACUACUACUAGUACUGCAACACAUCCACCCAUACAACCUUGUUCACCUACUUCCACACCUUCCACAGUACCACAACUACUACUACCACUACUACUAUAACUACUAGUAACUACAGCAGAUACUUGUUAAUAUUUUACCGCUAUUCGAGCAAACGUUUUUGAAGAAUCUUCUACGAAUCUGUAUUAGAAUAUUACUGGACAAAUUCCAAUCGUCCGUUUGAUGUCGUGCGUUUUGUUUUUGAUUAUGUUCAACUGUUUUGUUUUGCGUCCGUGUUUGGCUUACGUUUAGUGUUCGUAUCAAGCAGAGACAGUUAAAUGAUUUGAAAUAAAGAUACUCGAAAUUAAUGAUGAGAUUAUCGAAAAAUCUCAAGCAUGAUCUUGCAAAAAAACAAGCUUUGUUU
Topomyia yanbarensis is the source of this 1256-nucleotide messenger RNA. It is a transcript of the gene Ggamma30A, whose product is annotated as guanine nucleotide-binding protein subunit gamma-e. Gene Ontology annotation, cellular component: heterotrimeric G-protein complex. The record is from RefSeq and is a predicted model, not a curated record. The transcript has 3 exons. Gene Ontology annotation, molecular function: G-protein beta-subunit binding. The coding region runs from base 597 to 815 and encodes 72 amino acids. Gene Ontology annotation, biological process: sensory perception of taste; phospholipase C-activating G protein-coupled receptor signaling pathway. NCBI's taxonomy places the organism in Eukaryota, Metazoa, Arthropoda, Insecta, Diptera, Culicidae.